AUGCAGCAGCAAGAAGACAAACGGAAGAUACAGCAGCAGCAGCAGCAGCAGCAGCAGGUGCAGCAACAGCAACAGCAGCAGGAGCAACACGCACAGCAACAGCAACAACACCAGCAGCUACAGCAGCAGCAGCAGAAGCACCACCACCACCAACACCACAACCACCAGCAUCAGCAUCAGCAGCAGCACCAGCAGCAGCAGCAGCACCAGCAGCAGCAGCAGCAGCAGCAGCAGCAGCAGGAGAGUUUACAGUUCGUGUCUCUGUCUGAAACAGCAGCAGCAGCAAUAGCACUAGCAGCAACAGCAGCAGCAGCAGCAGCAGCAACUGCACUAGCACCAACAGCAGCAGCAGCACCAGCAGGAGCAGCAAUAGCACUAGCAACCGCAGCAGCAGCAGCAGCAGCAGCAGCAGCAGCAGGAAGAUGUGCGUACCUGAAGGGCAACAAGUGGAGAUAUAGCGACAGCGCGAGCUCGCCUAGCAGAGCCUCAACGCGGGCCUUAGUAUGUAGUGCUGCUACCAGCCCCAGACAGCAGCGGCAGAGAGCUGCUGCUGCUGCUCCUGCUGCUGCUGCUGCUGCUGCUGCUAAACUCUUCAGCAGCGUUGCCUGCAGCUGCGGCAGCAAAGCCUUCACAUGCACGCCAGCACGCAGCAGCAACGCCCUGCAGCAGCAGCAGCAGCAGCAGCAGCAGCAGCAAAAGAAGAAACAGCAGAAGCAGGAGCGUGAGGAGCAGCAGCAGCAACAGCAGCAGCAGUAG
Molecule: messenger RNA, 756 nt
Organism: Eimeria mitis
Lineage: Eukaryota; Apicomplexa; Conoidasida; Eucoccidiorida; Eimeriidae
Exons: 3
Coding region: 1-756 (251 amino acids)
Source: RefSeq, a predicted model, not a curated record